AUUACUAGAUUGGUAUAAAAACUAUUCUUUUUCCAAUUAGACAAAAAUAACGUCAUCAUCAACACUUCUCCACUAUAGCAUACCCACCAAUCAAUGUUCCCAUAAAUAUUUAUAAAUCGCCCUUUUUCCAUACUAUUCAGCAUGAAUCCAAGACUUGUGGAUAUAUUUUUAAUAGAAGGACCCCACUUUGAUGACCCCACCUUAUUAUCUAAUACUGCCACGUGUCCUCCCUCCCCUUGUCUAUGUCAUCAAAAAAGAAACUAUACGGAAACUCCCUCUUCCUCUUAACUCUUUAAAUCCUAUCGAAUUGUCCUCAACCCACAACUCCCCUCCUCCUCUCUUAACUCCCACCCUUCCCUCUCUAUUGUUAAUAUAUCAUGGCAGAGUUUGUGGAGUGUCCAAAUUCUCUUAAACCCUCUCCUCUCCCCUUCAUUGAAAUAGACCAGAACUUUGAUUCAAUGAGCCAUUUUGAUGAGUUCAAUGUGCAUGUCGUGGAGAAUUCUAACAACUUGGGCUUUAUGGGCUUCUCCAAUGACAACUUCUUACCGUUCUUGGAGAAUUUUUCAGGCCUUUCGCCUGUCGAAAGCCCGAAAAAGCCCUUGAGCCCAGUCCAAGCCGUUUCAGUUGGAGAACAAAGGAAAGGGGAGAAGAAGAGGAAGGCAGAGGCAGUCUCAGAGACUAACUCUUUGCAGUACUCUUCAGUAGUAGCUCCUUCAGAAACCAAGAAGAAAAAUAGAGGGAGGAGAAACUCAAAGGAAGAGGAGAAGCCAAAGGAGGUGGUUCAUGUGAGGGCAAGAAGAGGCCAAGCAACUGACAGCCAUAGCUUAGCUGAAAGGGUGAGAAGAGAGAAGAUAAAUGAAAGGAUGAGAUGCUUGCAAGACCUUGUUCCUGGUUGCUAUAAGACAAUGGGCAUGGCGGGAACGCUUGAUGAGAUAAUUAACUAUGUGCAGUCCCUUCAGAACCAAGUUGAGUUUCUUUCUAUGAAACUUACAGCAGCCAGCUCCUUUUACGAUUUCAAUUCAGACAUAGAAGCUACAGCAACAACACAACCAGUGCUUCCAAGGGUGAGUGAUGCUUAUCAAGCUCAAGAGAUGGAGAGAGUGAUGAGAGGAGGAUACGGAGGGUGCCCUAGCUUCCAAUCAACAAUGCCUUUCUGAGCUUUUGAUUGGCCCACCCUCGCGUGUUCACCUUUGGCAUUUUCCUCGCCGAAGGCCACAUGGACAUCCUCCUUUCCCUGCUCCAGUUCCGAUUCAAGAACCUAUCGCGCGUCCCCCUCAUCCCAUGCAUGUCGCACGUGCGACAGGUGCAGUGUACACAUGUGUGGGGCUUAACACAGAUAAACAAAUAAGAGGCAUUAUUAUUCUUUAGCCCUAGCUUGUAACGUACAUGUAAGCCUCGAUCUCUUUUGUUUUACAACCUUUAGAUCAUGAUAAACAUAUCUACUCUCUUUUGAUCAGAUGAGCAAUUGUUGUAGAGCAUGUGAAGCUGUAAAUAUUUUAAGAGUGUCUAUAAUUUAUAAGUCCAGGGAGGUUAU
Messenger RNA from Asparagus officinalis (garden asparagus), 1534 nucleotides. Its product is annotated as transcription factor bHLH75-like. Gene Ontology annotation, biological process: regulation of DNA-templated transcription. Gene Ontology annotation, molecular function: DNA-binding transcription factor activity; protein dimerization activity. Gene Ontology annotation, cellular component: nucleus. Lineage: Eukaryota; Viridiplantae; Streptophyta; Magnoliopsida; Asparagales; Asparagaceae. The transcript has 6 exons. The coding region runs from base 378 to 1157 and encodes 259 amino acids. The record is from RefSeq and is a predicted model, not a curated record.